Molecule: messenger RNA, 2467 nt
Organism: Aspergillus japonicus CBS 114.51
Lineage: Eukaryota; Fungi; Ascomycota; Eurotiomycetes; Eurotiales; Aspergillaceae
Product: glycoside hydrolase family 13 protein
Exons: 3
Coding region: 412-2181 (589 amino acids)
Biological process (GO): oligosaccharide catabolic process
Molecular function (GO): alpha-amylase activity
Source: RefSeq, a predicted model, not a curated record
GUAAGAGGUUGCCAGUUGGCCAUCCCGGGUCGCAUCUACGGUGCCCCUCCAAAACAACACGGGAUUAUCACAAUGAUCUCAUUCAUGUCCGUAAAAGGUGGGUGGAAUUACACACCAGAUGUCCAUUAGAGACUGGAAGAGUGUGGACAAUUGAUCCACCCAAGCCUGAAGCAUGAGUGGCAUACCACCCCGGAGAAGUGGACAACCAAACCCACCGAGAAUUUCUCCGCAUGCGAGACACCCGAGUUGAUCUUCGAUGGAGCAAGCACACCUGCAGCACAGAAGCACUGCCCCUCAUUGCCAGCGACACAAACAAAUAAGAAGGAUGAUCGACCCCUCCUUUUUCAAUCACCCUCAAUUCUCACGGUCAUCCAUCCCUUACUACCCCCCAUAAUUCACAAUAAGCCCGUGAUGCCCAAACCCUCCUCCCAGAUUCACCGCGCCUGGUGGAAGGAGAGCUCCGUCUAUCAGAUCUGGCCCGCCUCUUACAAAGACAGCAACGAUGACGGCAUCGGCGACAUCCCCGGCAUCGUCUCGAAGCUGGACUACAUCAAGGACCUGGGCGUCGAUAUCGUCUGGCUCUGCCCCUCGUACAAGUCGCCCCAGGUCGACAUGGGGUACGAUAUUUCCGACUACUACAGCAUCGCCGACGAGUACGGCACGGUCGCGGACGUCGAGAACCUGAUCCAGGGCUGCCACGCGCGGGGCAUGAAGCUGCUCAUGGAUCUCGUGGUGAACCAUACCAGCGACCAGCACGAGUGGUUCAAGCAGUCGCGCAGUUCCAAGGACAACGAGUACCGGAACUGGUACGUUUGGAAGCCGGCGCGGUACGACGAGCAGGGCAACCGCCAACCGCCCAACAAUUGGGUUUCGCACUUCCAAGGAAGCGCCUGGCAGUGGGACGAGCACACCCAGGAAUACUACCUCCACCUGUACGCGACCGAGCAGCCGGAUCUCAACUGGGAGCACCCGCCCGUGCGCCAGGCGGUGCACGAGAUUGUGCGCUUCUGGCUGGACAAGGGCGCCGACGGGUUCCGCAUGGACGUCAUCAACUUCAUCAGCAAGGACCAGCGAUUUCCCGACGCGCCGGUCCAGGAUCCGCGGACGCCCUGGCAGUGGGGCGACAAGUACUACGCCAACGGCCCGCGACUGCACGAGUACCUGCAGGGCAUCGGCCAGAUCCUGAAAGAAUAUGACGCCUUCAGCGUGGGCGAGAUGCCCUUCGUCCGCGACACCAACGAGGUCCUCCGCGCCGUGCGCUACGACCGCAACGAGAUCAACAUGAUCUUCAACUUCGAGCACGUCGACAUCGACCACGGCCCGUACGGCGACAAGUUCCAGCCCGGCAGCUGGAAGCUUACCGAUCUCAAGAGCUUUUUUGAGACGUGGCAGAAGUUCAUGUACGAGAAUGACGGCUGGAAUGCCCUGUACUGGGAGAACCAUGAUCAGCCGCGCUCGAUUGACCGGUACACGAGCGCGAAGGAGGAGUACCGCGCCGAGGCGGGAAAGAUGCUGGCGACGAUCCUGGCGCUGCAGUCUGGCACGCCGUUUGUGUACCAGGGCCAGGAGCUGGGGAUGAGGAAUGUGCCCGUGGAGUGGGAUAUCAGCGAGUAUAAGGACAUUGACUGUCUCAAUCACUGGCAUAGACUCCUCAAACAGAAGCCCGAUGACAUCGAAGCGCAGAAGAUCGCCCGCCAGGAAUACCAGAAGAAGUCCCGCGACAACGGCCGCACCCCGGUGCAAUGGUCCGCGGGCCCGAACGGCGGCUUCACCGGCCCCCACGUCAAGCCCUGGAUGUCGGUCAAUCCCGACUCCGAGCGCGUCAACGCCGAGGCGCAGGUCAAGGACCCGCAGUCGACGUACCACUACUGGUCCUCCGUGCUGGGGCUGCGGAAGAAGUUCCUCGAUAUCUUUGUCUACGGGGACUACACGCUGGUCGAUCGGGAGAGCCAGGAGGUCUUCGCGUACACCCGGCAGUACGAGGACCAGAAGGCGCUGGUGCUGGCCAACUGGACCGACCAGACGCUGGAGUGGGAUCCGGUCGCCAGUGGGGUGGAGGCCGUGAAGGGGGUGGUCCUGAACACAUACGAGAGCGCCGAAUCGGCUGGGGGGAGGUUCCAGAGUGGUGGGAAAUGGUCGCUCCGUCCGUAUGAGGCGGUGGUUGUGCUGGUGCCGGCGUGAAAUGAUCUGAUGACGUGCUGAAAAUGAUUUGAAUGAAUUAGCAAGACUUUUAAUAAGAUGUGCCUUCACUUUUGAGGGGGUCUUGGGCAUGCAUCUAGAUCCUGGGGAUUGCGUAUCAGAUAUGGUUCCAUUGGGAUACCUCCCCUGACCUGGGUAGGGGUGGGGAGAAAGAUGCAAUGAUAUACUAGAAAGGAUGCAAAUGCUGUUCUAAUCACAUAGCAAGGCCGGCGAACUGUGAAGUUGAUACUCAGUCCGGUCCCAAGUCUAACAACCUUAUGCUCCCAAC